Messenger RNA from Naegleria gruberi, 2506 nucleotides. Its product is annotated as ste20-like protein kinase. Gene Ontology annotation, molecular function: ATP binding; protein kinase activity; protein serine/threonine kinase activator activity. The transcript has 2 exons. Gene Ontology annotation, biological process: protein phosphorylation. NCBI's taxonomy places the organism in Eukaryota, Heterolobosea, Eutetramitea, Acrasida, Naegleriidae. The coding region runs from base 491 to 2491 and encodes 666 amino acids. The record is from RefSeq and is a predicted model, not a curated record.
CAAAACUCAACCGAAGACGGCAAAUUAAGAGCCACACAAACACACACUUCCUCAUCUUGGAUCUUUUUAUGUGUUGUUUGAAUUAGCAUCAUCAAUAUAGAGAGGAUUUUUUGUCGCUUUCUUUUAAACUUGAUCUUUUUUAAAUAAUUUAAUUUGGAGAGUGUUGUUUUGGAUUUUUACAAGACGAAAACAAGCAACAAUCCAAAAUUCUUUCAAUGCUACAAUCUGCAACGACACCAACAACACCAAACAAUUCUAAACAAACCUUUUUGAAGCCUCCAUUAUUGCAUACCACAGGAAGUGCUAGCAAAAUUGAACAACAAACUACAAAAGCCUUUUUAAAUACACAAACAACAUCAACCUUCAGAUCAGCAAGUUUUCCUGACUUAAAUACCAAUACAAUGAACGAUCAAAGGACUUCAACUCUCUAUCCAAUUCCUCUCUCCUGUUUGAUAAUAUAAAUGUGAAUGAUUUACUUUCAUCAACUCCAAUGCUACAGAAUAACAGCAAACCACAAACUAAUUCCCUAUCAUCAUCCGGUACCAGUACUCCAUUGCCAAAUUCUAGCUCUUCGAGUACACCUUCAUCUCAAACACCAAAUAUUUCAUCUCCUCCUUCAAUUGUAACAUCAUCAAAUAAUGCCAACGGAAUGAAAACACUGACACAAACAUCUUCAAAUCAAUCAACAAGUACUCCAGUCGGUGUGAAUACAAACAAUAUUGGAGCAAAUAUUACUUCUCCACAACAGGAGAUGAGACCUCCAUCUGCACAACUUACUCGAGCUUCAUCAUCAUUAUCUAUAUCAAAAGAUACUCCAACAAUUGGAACAGGUUUUUCUGUUGGUGCAGCAGCUGCUCUUUCACCUAGUCUGAGAAGAGAAUAUCCUACUGUUGCUGAUCAAUAUAAAUUAUUGGAACCAAUUGGUUUUGGAGCAAGUGGACCUGUCUAUGAAGCGAUUUGUAUUCCUUUCAAUGAACGUGUGGCUAUUAAAAAAUUGGAUCUGGAAAGAUUGGAAGAUAAUGUACUUCAAACAAUCACAAAGGAAAUUCAUACUAUGGUUACAAGUUUUCAUGAACAUAUUGUAAAUUAUUUGACUUCAUUUACACAUGAAACAGAAUUAUAUCUCGUUAUGGAACUUAUGGAAGCCGGAUCACUUUAUGAUAUUAUGAGAUACAAAUAUAACGAGGGUUUACCAUCCGAAGAAUUGAUAUCAGUCGUUUUAUAUCAAGUUUUGGAAGGUUUGGCUUAUUUCCAUGAGAAUGGCCAAAUUCACAGAGAUAUCAAGGCAUCAAAUAUUCUCAUUAAUGAAGAUGGUCUUGUGAGAAUUGGUGAUUUUGGAGUUAGUGCCAAUAUCAUUGAAAUGUCUGGAGAUAGAAGGAGUAAGAGACAAACCUUUGUUGGAUCUCCAUGUUGGAUGGCUCCUGAAGUGAUGGAACAAUUUCAUGGUUAUGAUUGCAAAGCUGAUAUUUGGUCAUUUGGUAUUACUGCCAUUGAGCUAGCCCAUGGAAAAGCUCCCUAUGAAGGUUUACCUCCAGUUAAAGUUAUGUACAUUGUGAUGGAACAAGAACCACCACAACUCGUAGAUACAGAAACAAGAAAAUUCUCUAAAAUAUUUAGAGAUAUGAUAUCAUUGUGUUUGCAAAAGGACCCUACCAAGAGACCACUUGCCUCACAACUCUUAAAACACAAGUUCUUUGCAAAGGCUGUCAAACAAAAAGAUCUUAUUAAGAAAGUGAUUCUAAAUGGACUUCCUGCUUUGGCUGAGAGAGCCAAACUCUUGGCAGGCAUUAAGAAAUCAAACAGUCAAACCAAGAUUACAUUCACCAUGACACAACAAGAAUCUCCAACCUUUGUUUCCAUGCAAGAUACCAUGUCAACAACUAUGAGCACAACUGUUCCAAUGGAAGAAAAUGAAAUUGCAAGCAGAUUUUCAACUGAUGAAGUUAACUCACCUUCAGUCGUAGAAGAAGUCCACCAAGAAAAGAAGGCUGUUAGUCGUUGGAAUUUCAUAGAUGAGCUCAAGAAGGAAGAGGAAACAGCCAGCAGCAAUACUACGAAGAAGGUUGAAAAGAAAGGUCGUUUUGAAGUUACUGAAACUGAUGAAGAUUCUGUAGAGAAAAUUACCAAUGAAUCACCAAGCAAUGAGCAAAUUGUGGAAUCUAAAAAAGUUAAAAAGAGAAACUUUGAAGUAAAAGAAGUAGAUGAGAUACCUGAAGAAGCUGUAACACCAAGCAGCACAGCUCCAAAGAAGAAGGUAUCCAUAUCCAGUGUUACCAAAGAAGUUUCUAUAUCAUCUCUUUCAAAUCAAUUGGCCAGUCUUCAAUCCCAACAGCAACUCAUAUUUAAUCUUUUGAAUGAAAAAGCAAAAACCAAUGACAAUAUGUCUCCUUUAGAUUUAAUCUCAAAAUUAGAACAAAAAGUUCAGGAUUUAAUGGAAGAAAAUCAAAGACUCAGACGAGAAAAUGAACAGUUAAGAAAUCAAAAGAAAUAAACAGAUUCUUUCUGU